Messenger RNA from Sphaeramia orbicularis (orbiculate cardinalfish), 4290 nucleotides. Its product is annotated as neuronal acetylcholine receptor subunit alpha-7-like. Gene Ontology annotation, molecular function: transmembrane signaling receptor activity; acetylcholine-gated monoatomic cation-selective channel activity. The coding region runs from base 1778 to 3619 and encodes 613 amino acids. Gene Ontology annotation, biological process: monoatomic ion transmembrane transport. NCBI's taxonomy places the organism in Eukaryota, Metazoa, Chordata, Actinopteri, Kurtiformes, Apogonidae. The transcript has 10 exons. Gene Ontology annotation, cellular component: postsynaptic membrane. The record is from RefSeq and is a predicted model, not a curated record.
UGAUGCGCGGAGAAGUGACGCAUCAAGGCUGCGACAUACACAAACCCACACGUCGCAUGUGGAUGACGCAGAACGUCGGCAAGGUUCGGAUACUGCUUUCUGGUACAUCCUUUACAUAGGCUACUUUAUCAGUAUGGGUUGGAGUUCUUCAUUGGCGGCAAUGCAGUCACUAUCACUGCAACUUCUAACGCGCAGUACUGUCUUCUUUUAAUGGAGGCCUAUACUUAUUAUCACACAAUUUGCUUUGAUCAUGAAUACAAUGUAGGAUCCUUAAACAGGAAUGGCUGUUGUUGAAAUGUGGGUUGGGUGUCCAGUGGUGUAGAGCCAAAAUCUAAGCUCCAGAUUGUACAUAUGCAGACCUUUGAAAAGGUUUUUAACAGUCUAAAUAAUAGUUUCAUUUAUACUACAUGAAACUUUUGACUAUAUAGCCCAUAUGUCUACUUGCAACUAUGGUUAUUCUGCAUAUAUUGUAGGUUAGAAUUAACUUGUUUUGAUAUUAAUUUCAUUUUGUUUUAUUCAAAGGACAACUGAAUUUCACUUAGGGAAUGAAAAAAGUGUAUCUUUUCCCCAAAUAAUGACAGGAAGUUCCUUGAUAGUGCAAUAAUCCAAUUAUAUUCUUUUCAAUUCCAGUUGUAUUUCUAAUUCUAUUGUUCUCACUGCUACUGUCAAAUAAUCUACUAUUAUUGAUACAGCCAGCAGAUAUGUUUAUGUCAGUAUCGUAACAUUUUGAAAUUAUAAUAACAGAAAUUAUAAUAGGCUUUUAAGGACCCUCUUCCUGUUGGGGCCAUCUCUAGGCCCACAUGGUUCCCCUUCAAUACUCUGGGUAUUAUAUAGUAAUAACAACAGUUUUAGAGAUGGACAUAUGCUUUGUGUCAACCAUCAAUAAUGCUAGCAACAACAGAAAAAGCAUUUUCACUUCAUUUCUAAGCAAAAGGCAGUUGUCCUAUAGGGUACAAAGAGGCCAUGGCUGAACUCGUAUAACACAUGUUGAGUAUUUAGGAGGCAUUUAAGAGACAACAGAUUUCAGUCUGACAUGUUCUGCAUUUCACUGACAAAUCCAGUGGGUGUCAGCAUUAUGCUGUAAAUGCACCAAUGUCAAAAAACAAACCUGCUUUUCAGUAGAGAGUAGCGGAAUGAUAUGAAUGUUGUAUUGUGUUUUAAUGGAUUUAUGACAAAAAUUUGUUUCCUUCUGUGUCACAAAUGUUUCUUUAUAGCAUAUUAUUAUCUUGGCCUUCUUAAGCAUGGAGGAAAGACUAAAUACUAGACCAAUUCUACUUAUAUCUGAAUUGAUGGCUGCAUCAACAUCUUCUAACCAUCUCAAAAAUGUAAAACCCUUCUCGGGACCCUUAGCUACCAAGAAAAAAACCUAACGAGUCCAUGGAAAAAAAUGGUGCAGAUUUAUGACAUUUGAUAACAAAUGAUAUGUAAGAAAUUCUGCAUAACUGAAAAAUAAGAAAACAAUAGGGGGACUUGAUAUACAGAUACUAGGUAGUGAUAGAUUCUUAGAUCUAAGCUCAGAUCUAAGAAUCUCAUUGACUAAAAUAUACAGCAUCUCCUUCUUCUCCGGUGUAUUCAUCAUUUGACUGCAUUUUUCACCCACUCCAUCUCUCCCUCUCCCUUUCUGCUCUUUUUCCUGCUCUGCCACCAGCCGUAUCACACUCUCUCCACUUAUUUUCUACAACCUCUCUUCAAGCCCCUAUCUCUAUCUCCCUCCUACUCUGAUCCUCCCCUAUUGUCCCUCUAUUUCUUCUCACUCUUUCUCAGUUAAGACAGAGGAAUGCAGUAUGUGGAAGGCUGUGAUUAUUUGGCUGUUGAUAGUCGCAACUCUGCUCCGGGGGAGCUGCUGAGAGACUACAACCCAAUGGAAAGACCAGUGGCCAACGACUCCCAGGCUCUCACUGUUCAGUUCUCCUUCACUCUAAUGCAGGUCAUGGAUGUGGAUGAAAAGAACCAAAUACUCACAACAAAUGCCUGGCUGCAGAUGCAGUGGUACGAUCACUACCUCCAGUGGAAUCAAUCAGAGUAUCCUGGAGUGAAGAACCUUCGUUUCACUCCUGAGCAGGUCUGGACACCUGACAUAUUACUUUACAACAGUGCUCAUGAUAAGUUUGAUGCUACCUUUAAGACCAAUAUCCUGGUAAACUCAAGUGGCUUUUGUGAGUAUCUGCCUCCAGGAAUAUUUGUCAGCACAUGCAAUGUAGAUGUUCGAUGGUUCCCGUUUGACAUCCAGCGUUGUGAACUUAAGUUUGGCUCUUGGACAUUUGAUGGCUGGUUACUGGACAUACAGAUGAAAGAAGCAGAUGUGUCGGGUUACAUGCCCAAUGGGGAAUGGGAUCUUCUGGAGGUCCCCGGAGGACGUCAUGAGGUUUUCUAUGACUGCUGUGUAGAGCCCUAUCCCGAUGUUACAUUUGUUGUGACCUUACGAAGAAGGACCUUAUUUUAUGCUCUCAACCUCCUCAUCCCCUGUGUGCUGCUCUCCUCCAUGACCCUGCUGGUUUUCCUGUUACCCGCCAAUUCAGGGGAGAAAAUUAGUCUUGGCAUCACAGUCCUCCUUUCCUUGACUGUCUUCAUGUUGAUGGUUGCAGAGAUUAUGCCUGCCACAUCUGAUUCUGUACCAUUAAUAGGUCAGUACUUUGCCAGCACCAUGGUGAUUGUAGGGAUGUCUGUAGUGGCUACAGUCAUUGUCCUACAGUUCCAUCACCACAACCCUGACAGUGGACAUAUGCCACGCUGGAUGCACUUGGUUUUGCUCCAGUGGGUUCCUUGGUUUUUGCGGAUGAAGCGUCCAGGUGAAGGAGCCGACCCAUCUCUGCCUCACAGCCAGGCAGACACUCAGAGCAAGACCCUGUCCUCUCCGACCACCACCACAACCACCACCACUAUCCCAACCCCGGUGCCCUCCAUCCUCCCUCAGAGCCUGACCUCCCUGCAGGCCAGCCUGGCACAGCUCAACCACCCUCUGCCGUACUCGACAACUCACCGGCACAGCACCCAGGCUGUCAUCCCCCCUAACCAAAAUCACAGAGAUCCCAGCCCUAAUCCACAUCCCCAGCCUAAUGGUCAUCUGCCAUAUAUGGGUUUCCAGACAUUUCAGACCACCACAGAACUAGAGCCAGUCCAGAGGAGCAGAACCAUCAGUCAGGGAAGGGGUAACAGUGGAUUCAGUGUGAUAGAAGGUGAAGGAGCAGCAGGAGGAGGACCUGCUGCAGGAGAUACACCAAUCCAUCACCACCUCCCACCUAUCAAAUUUGGGAACUCCCCACAAGAGACUCCAUUGUCCCCCGACCCUGACCCAUCUGCCACAUCCUCGGGACCUGGUGGCCUUGAGGCUGGAGCUGCAGCAGGAAGGGCGAUGACCAUGCACAGUCACAGUGGAGCAGUUCGGUCAGGGGCAGUGGACAACCAGCUGCGAGCCCUUCUGGCAGAAGUGCAGUUCUUAGUGGAACGUGUUCGUGAGCAGGACAGGCAAAUGAGUUUGGCCGAGCAGUGGCAGUUUGCUGCAGCUGUUAUCGACCGUCUGUGUCUGGUCGGUUUCAGUGUUUUCAACAUCAUCUGUACUAUUGCUAUCCUCAUGGCUGCACCCAACUUUGGAGAAGCUCUGUCAAAAGAUUUCCUCUGAGAGGUCAAAUGCAGACAGAUAUUUGAGAGUGGGGUGUGUGUGAAAGGAUAAUACCAAUAAGAAUAUGUUGGAAGCACAAUUCCUGUUUAAUAACGCUGGGACAGUGAAAAACAAAAUAGUUCCUGUUUUGUAUGCUAGAAGAUGAAAUAUUAUGAAGGAGCUGUUUCUGAAAAACAUUUUUCAUGAUAUUUGGAUUUAUUUCUCAGACACUCUUGUUAUUUUCUAUGGAAUUUUCUUUAAGAGUGUUUGUUUCCUUAUAAAAAAGGCAGCACUCUAAUGAUAGAAUACUUUUCUUCGAGUCAUGAACUGGCAACAUCACUGAUGCAUUUUGGUGUAAUGGUUUAUCAUUCAUUGAAUGAUUGUGGGCAAACCUGAGAAAAUCUUCAGUCAGUACUUUAGGUUUAAUAACGAAAAGAAGGACAUUUUUAACAUACAGAAGCAUGGCUUAAGAAAAAUAUAAAACUUAUUUGUAUCGUCAUGAAGGUACUCAGUAGAAAGCCACUUCAACAAUGAUUUGCUGCAUGUAAACAACAACUGAGCUUUUACAAUGAAGCAAGAUUUAACGGUCUAACAUUAAAUUGGAGUGCGUUUACAGUUUAGUCUUCCAUUGAUUGUCAGUGGAGUUGUCUGCAAGGGUUUUCUAUUAAUGUCAAUACAAUCUGGAGUCCUUG